Fonsecaea erecta is the source of this 1959-nucleotide messenger RNA. RefSeq lists its product as hypothetical. NCBI's taxonomy places the organism in Eukaryota, Fungi, Ascomycota, Eurotiomycetes, Chaetothyriales, Herpotrichiellaceae. Gene Ontology annotation, molecular function: peptidase activity. Gene Ontology annotation, biological process: protein modification by small protein removal. The transcript has 2 exons. The coding region runs from base 1 to 1959 and encodes 652 amino acids. The record is from RefSeq and is a predicted model, not a curated record.
AUGGAGGUCCAUCUGUACGUCUACGACCUGUCACAGGGCCUCGCCCGUCAAUUCUCUCAAGCCUUGACCGGCAUUCACAUCGACGCCAUCUAUCACACGGCGAUUGUCUUCAAUAACGUCGAGUACUUCUUCGGCCAGGGCAUUCACCGAAAAGUCCCUGGUUCAACCCACCAUGGCCGUCCGAUGAAAAUCGUGAGUCUGGGCCAGACGCAACUACCCCUCGAUGUCAUCGAGGAGUACGUCGAGUCGCUAGAGACAAUCUACACGCCCGAAUCGUAUGAUUUAUUCCUGCACAAUUGCAACAACUUCACGCAAGACCUCGCCAUGUUUCUCGUGGGCAAGAGUAUCCCCGACGAAAUUCGAAGUCUCCCACAGACAUUCUUGAAUACUCCCAUCGGCCAGAUGCUGCGAGGCCAGAUUGAUGAGUCGAUGAGAACCAUGACCCAGGCCCCCGAUGCCGUUGCAGGCCAAAAUGCUGGCCGCACCCAGUCGGCUGCGCAGAAAACCUCGAAGGCCAACCACAACGACGCUUUAUCCUCUUCAUUAGUCAACGCAUCAUCGCACACGCUCAUCACUCCCGUCAUUAUCAAUGCACAACCACCUGCAGACAGUCCGGGCAAGGUCCAUAGCAUCACUAGUGUUUCUGAAUUGGACUCCCUGCUGUCCUCGGCCUCACACUCUUGCGCUGUGAUAUUCUUCACUUCGGCGACAUGCCCUCCCUGUAAAAUCGUCUAUCCUACCUAUGACGACUUGGCCGCCGAAGCAGGCACGCUUUCCGGCGCAAAGUUGAUCAAGAUUGACAUUUCGGCGUCCACUUACGCACAUGCAGUCGCACAACGAUAUCGUAUCCGGGCGACACCGACAUUUAUCACGUUCCUCAGGGGCCAGAAGCAGGAUGAAUGGGCUGGUGCGAACCCGGCACAACUGAAAGGCAAUGUCCAGUUAUUGUUGCAGAUGGCAAAGCCCCAGCAGCAUCAGCAUUCGAAAUUGAGGCUUCCGACAUUUCAACGUGUCUUCGAUGUACCGAUUCUCUACACGAAGACGCCGCCCUUAGAGAAGAUGCUUGGGAAACUGGGCAGAACGUUCUCAGAUGACCAGUCUGUGCAGGAUCUCGUGAGCUACAUCAAAAAGCGGGACGCAAAGGGUAUGACAGAAGCUGCACUCCCAGAUCUACAUGCCUUUAGCGAACACAUUACCUCGAUAUACCCAAGUCUUCCGAAAGAGAGUCUUUUUGCAGCUGUCGACUUGGUCCGCAUCGCUGCUGCUGAUCCCCGUGUGGCAAGUUUUCUUGCCGCUGAAAGCGCAAAUCGUACACUUUCAACACUCUUCAAAACCGUCCAAACCUUACACGGCGAUUUCACAAACGCGCCGUACAAAAUACAAUCCGUCACUCUCCAACUAGGGUGCAACUUAUUCUCCUCCAAUGUUUUCCAGGAGCAAGUCUUCAGCCCGCAGUCCUCGCCAUCUCCUUCGCCCAGCAGCAGCUUGAGAGAAAAGCUCGAAGAACUUGCGGCACAAUGUUUGUUAUCCCCACAUCUGAAUUCGAGGUCUUUGGCAGCGGUGUUAGUAUAUAACCUGGCGAGUUGGACGCACAAUGCAAGGAUGCACGCGCAUAGCUCCCCUUCUUCAUCUGCCGAAACACACUCGGAAGAACGAGGAGCAGUGGGCGACGACCUUGCCGCCGCUUUGCUCGAGAGCAUUUCAUCCCUGACAACCCUCACUCCCACCUCCACCACAACUCCUUCAGGAAGCGGCAAUCUCAAAGAAACGCUCCACGCGCUUCUGCUCACCCUUGGCGUGCUUCUCUACGCAGCCCCUGCGGGGGACAUGCUCUGGGAUCUGUGUCGGGCAAUGGACCUCACGGAUGUUCUGAAGGAGUUCGGGAAGCGUGACGACACCAAAGGCGAGAAGUUGUUGAAAGAAGUCGGGGAGGAGCUGCUGGGCCGAGGCGGAUUUUGA